Messenger RNA from Arachis stenosperma, 1279 nucleotides. RefSeq names its product probable L-type lectin-domain containing receptor kinase S.5. The coding region runs from base 603 to 1181 and encodes 192 amino acids. NCBI's taxonomy places the organism in Eukaryota, Viridiplantae, Streptophyta, Magnoliopsida, Fabales, Fabaceae. The record is from RefSeq and is a predicted model, not a curated record. Gene Ontology annotation, molecular function: ATP binding; protein kinase activity. The transcript has 2 exons. Gene Ontology annotation, biological process: protein phosphorylation. Gene Ontology annotation, cellular component: plasma membrane.
GUGGCUGUUCUAAUACUUGUAACCAUAGGUAUUAUCAGCAUCAUUCGAAGAUUUGUGUAUUGCCUCAAAUGCAUAAGCAAAAUGAUAAGGCAGAGUGGGUCAGACAAGACGCUAGUGAACACACUCAGGAACCUCCCGGGAACCCCCAAAGAGUACAUCUUUGAGGAUCUGAAGAAGGCAACCAACAACUUCGAUGAUGUCAAGAACAAGCUAGGACAAGGUGGUUUUGGUGCUGUUUACAGAGGAACACUCCCUAAGGACAAGACCCAGGUGGCUGUGUCAAGAAGUUCUUGAGGGACAAGAUCUCUAGCACUCAUGAUUUCUUGGCUGAGCUCACCAUCAUCAAUUCUCUUCGCCACAAGAACCUUGUCCGCUUACUUGGAUGGUGCCACAAGAAUGGGAUACUACUUUUAGUAUAUGAAUACAUGCCUAAUGGAAGCUUAGAUCAUCAUCACCUUUUCUUCAAGGAAGAGACCAACAAAACCCCAUUAAAUUAGCAUCUAAGAUACAAGAUCAUAUCAGGGUUGGUUGCUGCUUUGAACUACCUACACAACGAAUGCGAUAAGAAAGUGAUCCACAGAGAUCUCAAGGCAAGUAACAUCAUGCUAGACUCUGACUUCAAUGCACGCUUAGGCGAUUUUGGUUUGGCUCGUGCAAUUGAGAACGAGAAGACAUCUUAUGCAAAUUUGCAAGGUGUUCCUGGAACUAUAGGCUACAUUGCACCAGAGUGCUUAUACAUCGGAAAGGCCACGCGUGAAUCCGACGUGUAUGGAUUCGGCGCAGUCUUGCUGGAGGUGGUGUGUGGACAGAGGCCAUGGACAAAGAAUUUGGACUAUCAGUUUCUUGUGGAUUGGGUUUGGCACUUGCACCGUGAGGGAAGGAUACUAGAAGCAGUAGAUCCAAGGCUAGAGAAUGAGUUUGAGGCUGAAGAAGCAGAGAGGGUAUUGAAAUUGGGGUUAGCAUGCUCUCACCCCAUUGCAAGUGAGAGGCCUAAGAUGCAGACAAUUGUUCAGAUCAUAUCAGGGUCAGUUCCUGUGCCUUAUGUUCCACCCUUCAAGCCACCUUUUGUGUGGCCUGCCGCGGAUCAAAGCGGCGCUUCCUCAGGUGAUCCUUCUUCAAGUGAGCCUACAGCUGCAACUUUUGAGUGCUCUCCCAUUAACACAACCUUCUUUGCUCGUUAAAUGUUACUGAUAGCCUUAUAAUUAUAAGUCUUGGGGAGUUAUAAUCAUUUUCCAAAGUAAGUUCAUAAAAAAAGAUGUUCUAGAUUUAAGAUGUUAUC